Messenger RNA from Fragaria vesca subsp. vesca, 798 nucleotides. RefSeq names its product REF/SRPP-like protein At1g67360-like. The transcript is spliced from 5 exons. Lineage: Eukaryota; Viridiplantae; Streptophyta; Magnoliopsida; Rosales; Rosaceae. Bases 1 to 798 code for a protein of 265 amino acids. The record is from RefSeq and is a predicted model, not a curated record.
AUGGCCAAAGAUCAUAUCUGUGCAUCAUCUUCUCAGGUUGUUUUACGAUUUCUCAACGAAGUGGAGAUCACCGAGCAGGACUCGCUUCUUCAGGCACUUCCGAUGCGGUACAGGAGAGUUGUGGAUCUUCAUCACAUGCUCGGAGGAGAUUCGAAUCGCUCUACUGUGCGUAAAGCUAAGAAGGAGUUGAAGCACCUGAGGGUUCUGAGGAUGGCAGUGGUUUACAUGAUCAUGUGUGUGCUGAAUCUGUACGAGUGUGCGAAGAAGAACUCGGGGCCUCUGAGGUCGACUGUGUGGACUAUGGAGGUUGCUAUGAUCACUAUUGUUGGUCCAGUCUACAGGAGAUACAAGGGAGUGCCUGAUGAUUUCCUUGUGCUACUUGACAACAAGAUUGAUGAAGCGGCUGACAAGUUUGAUAAGCAUGCUCCUCCUUUGGCUAAGCAGACAGUGCACCUAGCUCUGGGUUCUAUCCAUAAAGCAUUGGAGAAGAUCCAAGCAUUCGUGAACAAGGCUCAGACUAGGGGUCUACACACAGCAGCUAUUCAUGAUGCAGCAACAGGAAACAACCAGUUUCUCUUCAACCAACCUAUCAAGUUCUGGGUUGGACUCGAGUGCCAGUGCCCUCCCAUCCACACAGUUGCAAAGAAGGCUACACCAGCAGCUGUUUACUUGUCCCAGAAAUACAACCAAGUGGUACGAGACUUGACCAUGAAGGGUUAUACUGUUUUCGGAUAUCCACCUUUGGUUCCACUCGACGCGAUAUCAACAGCACUUAGCAUGGCGAGGCAGAGAAGAUAG